AGUAAUUGUACAAACAAGUGAAAAUACGAAAAAUGUGAGUGAUGAAAAGAGUUAUUAUCGAAAGAAGUUCAUGCUAGUCACUUCCUCUACAAUACCGAGUUCCCUCAACCGUUUACACCAACUCGUUACAGUGCCAUUUGAUAUUGGUACCAUAAUCAAAUAAGGCGUUACAUAAAGCUGGCAGGUGAAAAUUGCGAUUCUUUUCUGUACUUAUCGACGAAAGUAACGGUUUUCGAACCACUUGACACACUUAAUAGUGUUUACUUUGACGAUGCUCGUAAACAUAUAUUUACUCUCAGGAGUCGUGGUACGAUGGGUGUCAAUGUCAAAUCUGUUGUUGAUGAUUUGGUUUUGAAUUUUCGCAUAGACGAUCAAGGCGAAGUUUUGAGUAUUAAGUUUUCUGAGGAUAACAAAAUCUUGGGAAUUCAGCGGACUCACCGAUCAGUUGACUUUUUAAAUUUUCAAGCCAAUUGCCCCAGGGGUGUACAGUAUUCUCAAGAAUGCAAGAAUAAAUCAGCAACACUUCUGGGAUUUGUGUGGUGUUCCAACUAUGAGGUCCUUUUUGUCACAAACGAACAACUGGAGUUAUAUCAAGUAUUACCUGAGAAGAAUACUCUACGCUUAAAUAGUUAUUUACCUCUGAACACUUGCUGGUUUUUAUGGAACCCAGAGACACAUAUUUGUAUCACUUCAGACCAAGAGAAAAAACUACAUAUGUUUCAACUUAAGACACCCGGCACAAUCACAAAAGGACCAAAGUUUCUGUCUCCUACAUCGGUAGGGGCCAAUGGUGAUACCAUAUCGAUUGAACAGAAACACUGUUUUUUAGCUUUAUUAUAUGAGGAUUUGUACUUUGGUACUCUCCGCUACGUAAAGCUACAUAACGAACCAAAUCUUACCCGAACUAUUAGUUUUUAUACUUUAAAAAUAGAAGAUCCCAUCGUAUUGACACACCUCGUAAUUUUAGAUUUUCAGGGUCCUGUGUCAUUCAGUGUAUUGGAUAACCUGUUCAUGGUACACUAUCAGAGCAGAAAGGUUACGUCAGUUUUUGAUAUUGCCCUUAAUGGAACCGUUCGCAAUGUAAUUCAUCAUUCACCUAUAUUACGUGAUAUUUCGAUUGCACCAUUCAGUCUUUUCACUAAAAGUGCGUAUCUCCUGCUCAACAAUUUCUUGAUAAAAUGCAUAUGUUUAGUUGAAGAAGUUUUGUGGAGAUUGGUUUGAUUUAUGGGUUGUAUUCAUCACAGGUUUAUCACAACUAAGAUACCACUAAAAACCUGGGAGGACUGAAUAUCUGUUCUGUGUGCUGUCUAUAUUAAUGAGUUCGUACUUCAACUUCGACAACAAUCAAUAACUUAUUUAACACAAUUCAUUCCCUCAUUAUCAACAAACUUGGAUGCUCAAAUUCCUAUCGAUUUAUAUUCAAUGAAUUGGAUUAUUCACCUGUGCGGUGUUGUAAUUGACAACAGUCUCGGUUGCUCAUGGCUGUUAUGCUUGAAUACUAUGGUUUUUCCAAAACUAAUUGCUAAUCACAACCUAGUUGUGGAUUUUCUACUUCAUCGAUCCAGUGGCAAAAGUGUACUGUUAGAGUACUGCUCUAAAUUGGCGUUAGACAGUAUCGAAGAGGUUACUUCCAAUGUUGACAAACCUCUGAACUACAAAUUCGAUGGAUAUGGGUUGAAUCAACGACUAGAUCAGUUUGCGUUCGUCUUUAAACGGAUUUGUGAAGUGGGCUACUGUGGGACAAACGUCAUGAGUAAAUUGCUCACUGAUUCUGAUCGUAAAAUGCCAAGUGCUUCGGAAGCAUCAUGCCAUUGUUCUAUAGUUAAGACAAUAUCCAAAGGCGUACAUGCGGGUUCGUCAACCUACAUCAUUUCCCAACCUGAAAUAUAUUCACAUUUAUUUUUAAAGAACCAAGGUGUUGAGAGACUAGAAGUCCGUAAAUUGUUUCGCUCUAUACUGAUUGAAUAUAUUCGCAUAUUUUCAGAGCACGACAUUUGUGUAGAUCAUUGUUUCUACGAAAUGCUCGUCAAUCUCACCGCCAGAGUGGGGGAUUAUACACAACUCAGUUUUUAUAUUCAAAGUCGUCUACUUGCUGAUUCAAAGCCUACCGCACUUCAACUGCUUUCUUUGGAAAGUGUUUAUCCCGCAGCAGGACAACUUGGUAUUGAUAUGCUAAAGAGAUUGAAUACAUGCAACACUGAAUUGUUCGAUGCAUUACUGAUAAAAGGACGGCCAUUAGAGGCAUUAAGAUUUGCUAGGCUGCAUCGCUCAGAAAAUGUCAUCGACAUGGAGAAUGUUCGCAAUUAUUUGGAUGCUAUUCAACAAAUCGAAGAUUAUAUGGAAUUAUAUUGUACUCACCAUUUUCUUAAAGAAAGUUCAAUGUGUAUGGAGUCUUAUUGGGACUCAGAUGAAUGCCGUAAAUAUUGUACCGAACACUUUAGUGACCUGUUUCCGUCAGCUUAAUUUGAACUGCAAUUUCAUAUAAAAGAAAAUGAAUGUCUUCUUAACCCUUAUUCUGUGAACUCGUAUAUAACUAUAUGUUUUUUCUCUUUUCAGUUGUUUCAUUUUUGUAAGCGUACUACACCAUGAUGCAUCCAAUAAAGUAUACGUUGUGUUGAAUUUGUAAAUUAAUAAACGUUUCGUUUGCUUCAAUAUGCCAUAAUAUAACGUUUACCAUAGUAAAAACUGCUUUUGUCCAAGUAAUUUGUUUUCUUGUUGACGACUCUGUCAUGGAUCUUAAAAAGUAAUCUCAGUAGCGCUAAUUAAAAGCGUUAUGCAACGGGACGAUUGAGAUCUUAUCGUUACUGAUAACAACUAACCUGAAAAAUUUGGUAUACAUAAACUAUCUUAACAACAGAACUCUACUCAUUGGGAUAUUACAAAUAUAUUAUUUUUAUUUAUAUCUUAACAACAUUUUGAAUCGUUUCUGUAAACUUAGACCUACGCUUCGUUUGCAGUUUGUAGCUAAAUGUUUCACAUAUUCAUUAGAGUGGUCUAAAUAUUCAUUGUUGAUAGUUUUGUUUGUAUUUGUUUCUAUCGUCAAUACACUUGACUCAGUUCAUACUGACCUAAUAGAAUUAGUAAAAUUCAUUUAUCAAGCAUCACUUGAACUAUAUUUUUCUAUUUUAUUGCUUGAAUUCAAACGUUACAAGUACAAAUUCUGGUAUCAAUCUUUGGAAAUCGAAAUUUUAAUCUAGUAAGGUGGGUUAAGUUAUUUACUAAAAGUCAUCUUACGAAUACGUAUUGAAAUAUCUAUGAUUUCUCUGUGAAAUAAAUAUCCACUCCCCGGUUAAGUGCAUUAUUUUGUGUUAAGAAUUCCGAAAUGUAGAAAUAAGUGUCCAAAAUAUCAGAUUUAUCUGACAGCUUCCUUCAGGUUAGGAGCUCUCGAAAUUGCCUUUAGAGACUGGAAAAAUGCUGAAAAUACUUCCAUCUAUCAACAUUCCUUAAAAAUUACCACUAGAACUUUGAAAAACGACAAGUUGUAUUGUUUUCCUCCGUUUAGUUAAUUACCAAUUUUAUCUUGUUUUCCAGAAGCCUCUAGAAUAUCAAGGCCACGUAACAUUAUAAACACCCAUAUAUUAUGUAUAUAAACUAACCUUGAAAGUAAAACUUCUUCCAUAAUUCCGCUGUUUUGUUUUUUCAUUUCGGGGUUCAAGAGUAGGUUUCUGGAGAUAAGUGAUUCAAGGUCCAAGUUUUCGAACACUAGACAAAUCACGUUAUGGUAAAAAGAGCAUUUCUGUCUC
Messenger RNA from Schistosoma bovis, 3743 nucleotides. The record is from the annotation of a GenBank genome assembly. NCBI's taxonomy places the organism in Eukaryota, Metazoa, Platyhelminthes, Trematoda, Strigeidida, Schistosomatidae.